Messenger RNA from Musca domestica (house fly), 894 nucleotides. RefSeq lists its product as uncharacterized. The record is from RefSeq and is a predicted model, not a curated record. The transcript has 2 exons. Lineage: Eukaryota; Metazoa; Arthropoda; Insecta; Diptera; Muscidae. The coding region runs from base 1 to 894 and encodes 297 amino acids.
AUGGCAAAUCUCACCACCGUCGCCAAUACCAACAAAACGUCAUCCUUCCUAUCCACAGCUUCUCUUGUCCAUCCGGCAUCGGUGAAUAAAACCUGGAUAAAUAAGAAUAUUUGCGGCAAUCUACUAACCACCGGUAAAAGUAGUAAUGAUGUUAAAACUACAACAAAAGAUACAUUGGUAACGUCUUUGUCGUCGUCCUCCUCAUCAUCGUCAAAUUCGACGACAACGACUGCCAUUUUAAGCUGCUCCACAACACAAUCAUGUACCACAACAACCACAACGACAUUAAAUUCCGAACAACAAAACCACAACCACCACCACCAAAAUAAUCUUAACCAAACAACACAAUCAACAUCCUUAUUGUUAACCCAACAACGUUCAAAUCUCUUAACAUCAACAUCCUCUUCAUCAGCCACAAAUAAUACGUCCACAACAACAACAACGUCGUCGUCAUCAUCAGCAUCUGGUUCCUCGAAUACCACCAGCACCACAAACACAACCAAUACACCAAAUAGUAGUAACACCACCAAUAACAUCACGACGACAACAACCACAAAUUCCUCGUCAUCAUCAUCCAUGAUAAAGACCUCUAGCAAAUUUGUCUAUAAUAAGCCUCAAAAUCAUUAUGAACUCCUACGACAACGUCUCCAUAUGCAACAAGAGUUUGCUCAACUUUUCACCAGUCUGGCUCAACAGCAUCAGCCCUUCGGCUCUGGCUCGGCAUCCAGCAAUCAAGCUGCAGCAGCAGCAGCGGCUUUUAAUAACCCCUCGUUGGGUGCAGCGGCUGCCUCAACGUCAGCAGCUGCAGCCGCUGCUGCUGCGGCAGCUGCCUCCUCAAAUGCUGCAAAGAAUUCGCUGUCAUCAUUUUUACCAUUUUCCAAUUGGUUUUUCUAA